UACGGCUCCCGGCGUGCCCCGUGCCCGGACCACAACUCCCGGCGUGCUUCCCGCGGCGCUCGGACGGCGGCCGGGACGGGCCAUGGGGCGCGCAGACAUGGCGCGUGUUCCGCACGUCGUGGCCGACACGGGCGCGUUCCUGAGCGCGGCCCCGCUGCAGGACAUCGCAGAGGCGCUGUACACCGUGCCCGAGGUGCUGGCCGAGAUCCGCGACCGGCCCGCCCGCCGCCGCCUGGCCGCGCUGCCCUGCGAGCUGCGGCUCCGCCGCCCGCGCCCCGAGCUGCUGCGCCUCGUGACCGAGUUCUCCAAGAAGACCGGGGACUACCCGAGCCUCUCGGCCGCCGACCUGCAGGUGCUCGCCCUCACGUGCCAGCUCCAGGCCGACAUCGACGGCCCCGGCGGCGUCCGCUGGGAGCCGCAGGACAAGGUGCGGCUGAGCUCCACCCCGCGGCACCCCGAGGCCCCCCUGCACCUGGCCGGUUUCCACCUGCCCAAGCGCAGCCCCGCGGGGAAGGGCCCGCCCCGGCCCGGCCCCGGCAGCGCCCCGGCCCCGGCCCCGGCCCGCAGCGAUCCCGACGAGUUCGGAUCCUUCCUGUACUGGCGGCCGCCCCUGCCCAGCAUCGAGGAGGAGCUGCGGGAGCUGCUGGCCAUCACCGGCAGCCCCGAGCCCCCCGAGGAGCACCAGAGCUCUGCAGACGGGGCCAGCGCCGGCGAGGAGGAGGAGGAGGAUGAGAGCGAUGACGAAGGCUGGAUAACUCCCAGCAACCUGAAGCAGGCCCAGCAGGACACGGGGCACUGUGACACUGCUCCCGUGGGUGUCCAGGUGGGCUGUGUCACCACGGACUUCGCCAUGCAGAACGUGCUGCUGCAGAUGGGCCUGCACGUGCUGGCCGUGAACGGGAUGCUGAUCCGCCGCGCCCGCAGCUACAUCCUGCGCUGCCACGGCUGCUUCAGGACCACCUCGGACAUGACCAAGGUGUUCUGCCCCCACUGCGGGAACAAGACCCUCAAGAAGGUGGCAGUGAGUGUCAGCGAUGACGGCAGCCUGCACAUGCACUUCUCCCGCAACCCCAAGGUGCUGAACCCCCGGGGGCUCAGGUUCCCGCUGCCGGCGCCGCAGGGCGGGAAGCACGCCAACAACCCGCACCUGGUGGAGGACCAGCGCUUCCCGCAGCAGCGCCUGUCGCGCAAGGCCAGGCAGAAAACCAACGUCUUCGACCCCGACUACCUGGCCGGGGCCUCUCCCUUCGCCGAGAACGACGUGCACAGCCGGGCCGCGCACCUGGCGCUGCGCGACGCCGCGCUGGGCGCCGGCCGCCGCCGCCUCAACCCCAACGCCGUGGGCAGGAAGUUCGUGAGGAGGAGGUGAGGGCAGGGCAGCCCCGCCGGCGGGAGCCGCCCGCCCGGCCGCGGCGUGGCUCUGCCGGGGAGAGGCCUCUCCCAGCUCCUGGGCUCGGGUCAGGCCACGCUGUCCCCGCUGUGCCGGUGCACAGAGAGCCGCCGUGGCCGGGGUGAUGGUGGCAGGGUCUGGGGAGGGUGGGGUGGCUUCCCUGCCCAUCCCUGGGCACCCCUGGGCAGGGGCUGUGUCACCCAAUAAACUCCAAACCCCAAGCCCCGUGACUCAGUCCCAUUUCUGCACUUGCCUGUGCCAGGGGAGCCUUUCUCUGAGCCUUGAGGAAGGAGGGGGCUGGCACAGAGGGAGGGGAGAUUUCUUGGAUCAUUUGCCCCACGGGAUAAUGAGCCCCACAAGGACAGGGGGUUGUGUCCCACCUGGCACUGGGCAAUGUUCAGGGGUAAUGCUCUGGGGUAAAGCUUUGUGGCUAAAUCUGCUGAAGUCUUUCACAGUUGACUGUUGUGCCCAGCUCUUGCUGCAGUUCCUCCUUAACCCUGCUGAAAUUGUUCAGAAUAAGGAAAUACGUGAUACCAGCUGUGGCCCCUGGUCCUGGGGAGGUCACAGGGUGUGGAGAGGGAGCAGGAAAGGGGAACACAGCUGGGCCUCCCCAGCCCAGGGCACUUUAGUGUGUCAAAGCUGCAGAUGCAGGGCAGUGGGUAAGGCAGCACACAUCCUGCUGAGGACGUGGGAAUUCCAGCAUCUUGGCUUUGGACUCCUGGCCUCACCUCCCUGGGGCAGACUCUGCCUCUCCCCCAGUCCCUCCUGGGCUAUGGGAGCCGUUCCCUUGGUCACAAUUUGGGGCUGGGCAGCCCCCAGGGGUUACUGGGGUGCCACACCACCAAGUCAGUGUGGCCCCAAGGACCUUUUCCUGCAGCAGCUGCAGCGCCCCGGGCACGGCUCUGGAGAUGCCCUUGGUAAAACCAUCACAAGACUUUAGAGUGUAAAAUGAAAACUUUCAUCGUUUAUUCUCGACUGCAGCUGUUUACAGAAAUAUAGUUGCGAGUAUACAAAUGUCCCAAUAGAAGCAAAAUAUUUUUUUUUUUUAAUAUUCAACAAGUUAUCACAGGAGAGCUAAAAACAUAGAUGCAAAUAAAAUAUCCCCUCAUAGACAAACUGAAAACACCGGGAAUCAGUGCUUGGAAAACCCACCUACGAAAGCCAUAUACACAGAACUGCACGAAGGAGUAUCUGGUGCUACUUUCACACUGCAGGACACAGAAGAGGCAGCUCAGCGGUCGAGGGUGCACCCAGAACAUCUGGCAGGCAGGGGAGAGCCCCCCCCAGGUGCAGGGACAGGGACAGAGCUUGGAGCUCUGCUCCGAAGGGGCUGGAGCUUAACUCGGCAUCAGCUCAGAUGGAAAUAAUUCAAAUUGCCUCUCCUUUUACCCAGAAUAAAACAGCCUCAGGAAUGCUGCAGGGAAUGGGAUCCCAGUUCUGCAAGGCCCAAAGAGCCAGUUCCAAACAGAAACACCCCCCUGGACACGUUAUCCCCAGGGGCAGCCAUGGUCCUGCCCAGGGCACUCGGGUCAGACCCCGUCCCACGGGGCAGCUCCAGGGCCAAAACAAAGCCAAGGCCAUUUACCUGUCAGGUGAAGAAACCCCUCCCUAAUGCCAGGCUGGAGCUGGAAUGUGUCACAGAGGGCAGCUGGAUGUGGGAGCCUUGGAACCUCAACAGAGGGGUCAGGGAGCAGGGAGUCCUGGGUUCCUUGCCCUGUCCCUACACAGUGAAUGUCACCGGGCAAUUCAGUGAAGUGUAACAGUAAAAAUGACA
This is a messenger RNA of Passer domesticus (house sparrow), 3164 nucleotides long. RefSeq names its product NIN1 (RPN12) binding protein 1 homolog (gene NOB1). Gene Ontology annotation, biological process: maturation of SSU-rRNA; ribosomal small subunit biogenesis. Gene Ontology annotation, cellular component: preribosome, small subunit precursor. The record is from RefSeq and is a predicted model, not a curated record. The transcript has 9 exons. Gene Ontology annotation, molecular function: RNA endonuclease activity. NCBI's taxonomy places the organism in Eukaryota, Metazoa, Chordata, Aves, Passeriformes, Passeridae. The coding region runs from base 83 to 1369 and encodes 428 amino acids.